AUGUCACAAAAACGCCUUAUUGGCUUAGCAAUGAUUUCAGCUGAAUAUAAAAUUGGGAGAUAUUUAUAUUAUAGUGAGCUUAUUCGGGACUUUACUUCAAAGAAGUAUUUGAUAGCAAUGGUUUUUGCCUACUUCAAACGAGCAAAACUUACCAUACGCCAGUUCACUCGUCUCAACUUCUUUCUAGCACUAUUUUUGGCCCACGAUAUGGAGGAAGAUGAAGAGGAGUUGAAACAUAAAUUUUUACCCUGGGUGUUGGGAAAUUCAUGGCGACAGAAGUUACCUCAGUUCCUAAAGAAACGUGAGAAGUUCUGGAGAAUUUUGGAGCACAGAUCAGUUGUUAGCAGGAAAUGCUGCUUGGAGCUUAUGUCUAUACAACCUGCUAAUAAAGUUUGGCAGAGGGAACGAGUAGAACGCCAUGCUGGAGCUAAUAGACAAUAUCCCGACAAGCAAAAACAAUAUCGAACUUACAACAUGCCGAAACAAAGAGAAGAAGUAAAGCAACAUCGGAUCUGUAAGAAAACUGUUUUAAAUAUAUAUUCUGCUAAAGAUCACAACUGCUCAUUGAACAGUUUGGAAGAUACUGAUGACUCAACAAACACCAACUUUCAUCUUUCUUUAUCAUCAUCAACUUCCGAGGCUAGUUCUUCCAGUCUCCAAUCAGAACCUAAAACUAUUACUUUAUCGG
Molecule: messenger RNA, 688 nt
Organism: Limulus polyphemus (Atlantic horseshoe crab)
Lineage: Eukaryota; Metazoa; Arthropoda; Merostomata; Xiphosura; Limulidae
Product: speedy protein A-like
Exons: 4
Biological process (GO): positive regulation of cyclin-dependent protein serine/threonine kinase activity
Molecular function (GO): protein kinase binding
Source: RefSeq, a predicted model, not a curated record